Lentinula edodes (shiitake mushroom) is the source of this 1143-nucleotide messenger RNA. RefSeq lists its product as uncharacterized. The record is from RefSeq and is a predicted model, not a curated record. Bases 134 to 979 code for a protein of 281 amino acids. Lineage: Eukaryota; Fungi; Basidiomycota; Agaricomycetes; Agaricales; Omphalotaceae. The transcript is spliced from 4 exons.
CCGCCGGCGGCGAGAUUUUUCCAUACUUGCCCACGGUCUUAAAUCCUGUCCUACAUUGUCUCAUCUGGUGUAUACCACAUAUAAGACCGCCCAUUAUUCAGAGAAUGUCUAACCCCACUUUACACGCUAAACCAUGGCGUAUAAUUAUGCCAAAGCCUUUGGUUGGAAUUCGGUCGCCGCAGCAGCAGUAUUCGCUGCCCUGUACUCCGCUCUUGCGCUUUAUUUCGUGGCCAAGAUAAUCCAGGAAAGGAGGAAGGUCCUUUUCACUAUGACCUUGUUUUGCACCAUCCGAGUUGCUGCAUUCAUCAUGCGUGCCAUCUCCGCGGGCGUUGCCAGUGCGGGGGAUAACGAGGGUGUUUUCAUCGCAACAGAAGUUCUUUUCUCUGUCGGUUUCUUUGGGCUACUAUACGCUACAUAUAGUCUCGUUAUGGAUAGGCUCGACUUGUGCGACAACGACGAUACAGCAUCUAUCCCUACUCCUAUCAUCGGAAACCUCCUACGACUCACUCGUAACCGUCGUCUCUUUCGUACGGCCUUGAUCGUCCCCGUGGCUCUGGGUAUUGCUGGUAUCAACUUAGCAAGCAGUAAUCCAACAAGCAGCACUGGGACGUCUUUGCGAGAAGCCAGCGCCAUUAUCUUUCUCAUCCUCACUGUCUUCCAAGUUUUCCAAACCCUCGUUCUUAUUAAAGCCGAACAUGAAGGAAAAGACUCUUUAAAAUCCACCUUCACCUCGUUUGGCACCAAACACGCUUCCCUCCUUUUCGGAAUCAUCUCGCUUCUCCUACUCGUCAGGGAGAUAUUCACCGUCGUGACUAUAAACAAUAUCGCCGAAGCUAAUAAUGAACAUCUAUGGUAUCCCCUCAUUGCGUUGCCGGAAAUUUUAUGUGUACUAGUGUACACUGUUCCUGGAGUUAUCCCUCCGAAAGGAUAUUCUAUUGAUUUACCUAUUCCUCAGGAUAGGGAUCGAUCGAAAUUGUAGGGAUGAGCUCAGCGGUUACUUUUCGUUGGAUAUAUGUAUUUCUGCAGUGUUAAAUACAUACUACACAUAUUGUUUUCUGAAUAUAACUGUGGAAGGCACCGGUGUAGAUGUUGACGAAAAUAUCGAUUGGCUUGAAGUGGUGGGAACAACAGCAAAUGGCGUAC